Molecule: messenger RNA, 788 nt
Organism: Salvia miltiorrhiza (redroot sage)
Lineage: Eukaryota; Viridiplantae; Streptophyta; Magnoliopsida; Lamiales; Lamiaceae
Exons: 2
Coding region: 111-422 (103 amino acids)
Source: RefSeq, a predicted model, not a curated record
UCCAAAAGCUGUCAAGUUGUGCUCAUUUUUUAGAGUAUAAAGGCUUGUUUGGUUAUCUUGCAUGCUGGGAAGCUGAAAAUGAGAUACCUGUGAGAUUUGAACUUUGGGUUAUGAAGAACGGAUCAUGGACAAUGGAAUCUGUUUUCCAUACAUGUGGGGUUUCAAGGCCGUUACGGUUUUCGAGAAACGGUGAGCUAUUGUAUUUUUUAAGCGUGAAUGAUGAAGUGCUCGUGUUUGAUCGUGCCACUGGAAAGUUGAAUCAUCCCGGUAUCAAUUUUUGUUGGUCUAUAGCACAGCUAACUCCAUUUGUUGAGAGCUUUGUUCAACUGAAUGGAAUUUCACAUGCUGAGACUGAGGAUCUGGAGAAAGAAGAAGAAGGAUACAUAAUUGAAGCAACUGAGGGACCAUUGAUGCAAGUGUAGUUUGAUAAUCUAGCUUGUUAUAUCUUCCCUAUUUAUUAGAUUCAUAGCGUAUUUUGAGAUAUGAUUAGCUUGUUAGCUUGGUAUCUUCCCUAAUUAUCCACUUUGCGUGGAUAAAAAUAUUAUAUUAGCGUAUUUUGAGAUGAUGGUGCAUACUUAGAGACCAUUGAUGCAAGUGUAGUUUGAUAAUUCUAGCUUGUUAUCUUCCCUAUUUAUUAGAUAUAUAUUAGCGUAUUUUGAGAUAUGAUUAGCUUGUUAGCUUGGUAUCUUCCCUAAUUAUCCACUUUGCCUGGAUAAAAAUAUUAUAUUAGCGUGUUUUGAGAUGAUGGUGGCGGUAUGCUGAGAAUUUUCUGAUUUUAAUUUGUUGUU